AGCAACACUAGCAUAGCUAUGUGAGCUACACGCUAACAUUACUUUUUAACAUCAUACUAGGUUAGCAACACUUGCACAACUAUGUGAACGACAUGCUAACACUACAUUUGUCACUAAGAGUAAUUCAAGGGAGUGUUGAGUAAAAUGAUGUCAUCAUGUUACGCAGACUCCUCCCCUCACAGUGUGGCCGCCUCCCCCUCUGAGCUGUGCAUGCAUGUUUGCAGAGUGUGCUGGUAAUGAGACACCUCACCUCAUGCUGCUUGGUCACCUACCAGGGAUUCAAACCUCAGGAGAGCCUGAUCAGCACUAUGUUCAGCUGGCAGGACUUCAGGACUCUGUGGACCCAGGACACAACUUGUGGGGGAGGAACUGAGAGGAGAGCGUCGGUCGGGAUGAAUUAUUUGCUGACUCUUCCGCUUGGGGGGGAGGAGCAUGUCGGCUUUAGUCCGCUAUAAAAGUUGCUCAUUGACCAGGUCAGUCCUAGUUCAGGUUCUAGGAUCCUAUAGACGCUUCAGUUUCAGUUGGAGAAGUUUAAGUUCUAGGAGUUUAAGUUGGAGAAGUUUAAUUGUUGAAGUUUAGGUUGUAGAAGUUUAAAUCCCAGGCAUUUAGAUAUUAGAAGUUUUAGUUUUAGGAGUUUAGGUUGGAGAAGUUUAGGUUGUAGAAGUUUAGGUCGUAGAAGUUUAGGUUGUAGAAGUCUAAGUUCCAGGAGUUUAGGUUUUAGAAGAUUAGGUCGUAGAAGUUUAGGUUGUACAAGUUUAGGUUUUAGAAGUUUAGGUUGUAGAAGUUUGGGUUGUAGAAUUUUCAUUUGUAGAAGUUUAAGUUGUAGAAUUUUAGGUCGUAGAAGUCUAAGUUCUAGGAGUUUAGGUUUUAGAAGAUUAAGUCGUAGAAGUUUAGGUUGUACAAGUUUAGGUUGUAGAAGUUUAGGUUGUAGAAGUUUGGGUAGUACAAGUUUAGGUUGUAAAAAUUCAGGUUGUAGAAGUUUAAGUUCUAGGAGAUUAGGUGGUAUUAGUUUAUGUUGUAGACAUUUAAUUUGUAGAAGUUUAGUUUGAAGAAGUAUUGGUUGUAGAAGUUUAAGUUAUAGAAGUUUAGGUUGUAGAAGUUUAAGUUCUAGGAGUUUAAGUUGUGGAAGUUUAAGUCAUAAAAGUUUAGGUUGUGGAAGUUUCGGUUGUAGAAGUCUAAGUUCCAGGAGUUUAAGUUGUAUAAGUUUAGGUUUUAGAAGUUUAAGUCGUAGAAGUUAAAAUUUUAGAGGAUUAAAAUCUAGGAGUUUAGGUUGUAGAAGAUUAGUUUGUAGAAGUUCAGUUCAUAGAAGUUUAAAUCCUCGGAAUUUAGGUUGUAGAAGUCUAAGUUCUAGGGGUUUAGUUUGUAGAAGUUUGGGUUGUAGAAGUUUAAGUUCCAGGAGUUUAAGUUGUAGAAGUUUAGGUUUUAGAAGUUUAAGUCGUAGAAGUUAAAAUUUUAGAGGAUUAAGGUCUAGAAGUUUAGGUUGUAGAAGAUUAGUUUGUAGAAGUUCCGUUCAUAGAAGUUUAAAUCCUCGGAAUUUAGGUUGUAGAAGUCUAAGUUCUAGGGGUUUAGUUUGUAGAAGUUUAGAUCGUAGAAAUUUAGGUUAUAGGAGUUUAAGUCGUAGAAAUUUAAGUUUUAGAGGUUUAAGUUCUAGGUUGUAGAAGUUCAGGUCGUACAAGUUUAAAUCCUAGGAAUUUAGAUUGUAGAAGUUUAACUUGUAGAAGUUGAUGUUGUAAAAGUUCAGGUCAUUGAAGUUUAGGUCGUAGAAGUUCAGGUGGUAGAAGUUUAGGUUGUAGAUGUUAAGGUCGUACAAGUUUAGGUUGUAGGAGUUUAGCUUGUAGAAAUUUAGGUUUUAGAAGUUCAGGUUGUAGAAGUUCAGGUCGUAGAAGUUUAGGUUGUACAAGUUUAAGUUGUAGAAGUUUUGGUCGUAGAAGUUUAGGUUGUAGAAGUUUAGGUUGUAGAAGUUCAGGUUGUAGAAGUUUAGGUUGUAGAAGUUUAGGUUUUAGAAGUUCAGGUCGUAGAAGUUUAGGUUGUAGAAGUUUAGGUUGUAGAAGUUUAGGUUGUAGAAGUUUAGGUUUUAGAAGUUCAGGUUGGAGAAGUUUAGGUUGUAGAAGUUUAGGUUUUAGAAGUUCAGGUUGGAGAAGUUUAGGUUGUAGAAGUUUAGGUUUUAGAAGUUCAGGUUGGAGAAGUUCAGGUUGGAGAAGUUUAGGUUGUAGAAGUUUAGGUUUUAGAAGUUCAGGUCGUAGAAGUUUAGGUCGUAGAAGUUUAGGUUGUAGAAGUUGAAUUUGUAGAAGUUUACGUUGUAGAAGUUUAAGUUGUAGAAGUUUAAGUUGUAGAAGUUCAGGUUGUAGAAGUUCAGGCCGUAGAAGUUUAGGUUGUAGAAGUUUAGGUUGGAGAAGUUUAGGUUGGAGAAGUUCAGGUCGUAGAAGUUUAGGUCGUAGAAGUUUAGGUUGUAGAAGUUGAAGUUGUAGAAGUUUAGGUUGUAGAAGUUUAAGUUGUAGAAGUUUAAGUUGUAGAAGUUCAGGUUGUAGAAGUUCAGGCCGUAGAAGUUUAGGUUGGAGAAGUUUAGGUUGGAGAAGUUCAGGUCGUAGAAGUUUAGGUCGUAGAAGUUUAGGUUGUAGAAGUUUAAGUUGUAGAAGUUUAAGUUGUAGAAGUUUAGGUUGUAGAAGUUUGAUGCAAUGGCGUUACAAGACCUGUGCGGCUUCAAAGGUGGCCAGAAAAGUGGACAUGUGACUUGUGGACUGUUUGGUCCAACCUCUCUCUUCCACUUCUACGUCCCGCCCGGUCUCCACCAAAGACACCUUGGAAAACUUCGACCCUUCCAGACCUCCUGGACCGGCUCAACACCUUGUCGGCGUGUGUCGCCGCCAUUCGCCACGUCUCACGGCACCACCACCCUGGCCUUUACCUUCCAGGGCGGCGUGCUGGCGGCGGCAGACACUCGCUCCAGCUGCAGCGGCCUGGUGGCCAGUCCGGACUCGGACAAGGUGGAGCCCAUCCACAGCCACCUGGUGGCCACCAGCUCGGGCACCUCGGCCGACUGCGGCUUCUGGAAACGCCUUCUGGGGCGGGAACUGCGGCUCUACCAGCUGCGGCACGGGCGCCGCUUGUCCACCUGCAGCGCCGCCAAGCUGCUGUGGCACAUGCUCCUCCCCUUCAAGGGCAGCGAACUGUGCGUGGCCACCACGCUGUGUGGGUGGGACACCGGCCCCGCCCUCUUCUACGUGUGCAGCGACGGCACACGCCUCCAGGGGACGCUCUUCUCCGUGGGCUCCGGGUCGCCCUACGCCUACGCCGUCCUGGACCAGGCGCUGGACUGGCGAAUGACGGAGGAGGAGGCGGCGCUGGUGGCGAAGGAGGCGGUGACGCGGGCGGCGCACAGGGACGCCUACUCUGGGAACGCGGUGGACGUCUACCACGUGUCCGCCCGGGGCUGGAGGCGCAGGACCAGGGAGGACCUAAAAGACCGCCUGUGUCCGGACCCGGCGCUCGAGUGAAGCUGCAGGAAGUCAACCUCCAUUUUUUUGUCACAUCAUUUGGCAACAUUUCUGCUUUUUGUUUGGAUUUUUAUUGCUUGGAAAACAGUUAUGAGA
This is a messenger RNA of Nerophis ophidion (straightnose pipefish), 3590 nucleotides long. Its product is annotated as proteasome subunit beta type-11-like. Gene Ontology annotation, molecular function: threonine-type endopeptidase activity. NCBI's taxonomy places the organism in Eukaryota, Metazoa, Chordata, Actinopteri, Syngnathiformes, Syngnathidae. Bases 2676 to 3494 code for a protein of 272 amino acids. The record is from RefSeq and is a predicted model, not a curated record. The transcript has 2 exons. Gene Ontology annotation, cellular component: proteasome core complex.